UUAGGCGGGCUCAGAAUUGUCUUUCUGUCUCACACUCACACACUCUAUCCUUUCGCAGAGCAAACGACAUGGCGACCUCUCUAGGGCUCUUCUCCACCUUUCUCUCCGGCAAAACGGCGUCGUUGAUGGUCAAAUCUUCCUUGUGCUCACCCUCCUCCUCUCUCAUGGUUCCUGCUAACCUGCGCACGGUGCGCACGGUGAUUUCAGCUACCGUGUCCGACAAAGCACCAGGCACGCGCGCGCCCCGAGGCAUCAUGAAGCCCCGCCGUAUCUCGCCGGAGAUGCAAGCCCUCGUUGGCGUCCCCGAGAUCUCUCGCACCCAAGCUCUCAAGCAGAUUUGGGCCCACAUUAAGGAACACAAUCUUCAGGACCCUGAAAACAAGAAGAUCAUAAUCUGUGAUGAGAAGCUGAAGAAGAUAUUUGCAGGAAAAGAGAAGAUUGGGUUUCUCGAGAUUGCCGGUUUGAUUAGUCCUCACUUCCUUAAGUGAAACGAAGCAUGCAAGAGAACCAGGAUGAAGUUUGUGGAGAUCUUAUGAAGCCAAUCUUUUGUACGUGAGGGCUGUGUUUUGGCUGAUGAUUAUUAAAGACUACUGCUUUUUGCAACUUACUAGUGUUCUUAGUCUUCUUAAGAGUAUUUAGGAGUCUUUAAUUCCAGGUUCGUCAAUAUUUAGGCAAUCCAAUAUGAACAGUGACUGCCAGUUUCUGGUUUAUUCCACAUCUUGAAUUGUGGUGGAAUCAUAUAUAAUGGAUUGUAUUUUGGCUAA
Molecule: messenger RNA, 764 nt
Organism: Corylus avellana
Lineage: Eukaryota; Viridiplantae; Streptophyta; Magnoliopsida; Fagales; Betulaceae
Source: RefSeq, a predicted model, not a curated record